AUGUCUGGUAUAUGAAAUAAACGAUUUUUAAUCAUGUCACUCAUUUUUACCUUGAUCACAUUUCUUUGUUGUCAAGAAAAUUACGUUUUCUCUCCUUAACAUCAGUCCCUAGCCAUGUCACAUCUCCAAAAUAAUGUUUUCGUGUGUCUGUUUUGAAUAUACUAGGCGAUAAUUUAACUUUAUUUAACUUAAAACACAUUAAAAAUUACUCCAUCUUAUAAACGGAAAAAUUUAAUGUGCAAUGUAAAUUAUUUUUCAUGAUUUUUGUGAAGCUAAGUAGUGUCAUCGGUAAUUAUAGUCAGGCCCUAGCCACUUAGUAAAUUUAAAAAUACGCGGCAAUUGAGUGAAACGAGCAUUUUAAAACCGAUGCGUUCAAAAGUCACCACGCGAAGUUAGCCACACGCUUGGGCCGGCCCGCGUCGGCCAUCUUGGCGUCAGUGCUGUCGGCUUCCCCGCUGAGCAAACACGUGCUGUGCCAGUCAAUCUGUCAGUUCCUAGAAUAUGCCACCUAAAAAGAAAAUACCGCUGUCUAAAGAAGAAAAAGCAAAAAAAAAGUCAGAACAAGCAAAAAAACGUUUAGAAAAAAUAAAAAAUGAUCCAGUUUCAUUAGCGGAGUAUAAAGAGAAAGAAAGAUUAAAAUACCUCAGAAAAAAGGAAAAAGGACAGAGAAAAUGCGUUAAGGAUAUGACUCCUCGUGAACAUAGAAAAGUGAAAAAAAACUGGAUCACUUACUCAGCAGCUUACAGACAAAAUAAGAAAGUUGUUAAACAUGCUGAUAAAUAUAUUGACGAAAAUACGCCACCAACAUCUGAUGGAGAAAAUGGUCUUCAGGUACCACAACAAAGAAAUCUCGAACAACAAGUAGAUGAUAUAAAUGUUCCAUGUAUUGCUGAUAGAAGACAAGCUGAAGCUAAAAGAAGAAGUAUUUUACAACGGAAGAUAAGAAAUAAGCAACUACGGAAGAAGAACCAAGUUAUUGCUGAGUUAAAAAAAAAAAUUGCUAGCCAAAGACAGAAAUACAAACGAUUGAAAUGCCAUAUUAAAAAAUCAAAGAAAGCACUUACACCCAGAAGCAAAAUUAACGAACUGGCGAAUGAUCCUAAUCAAAAGGCAGAAUUGGUCAAAAAAGCACUAUUUGGUGAAGUAAUUCAGACGCAAAUCCUAGAAAAAAAACAGGAAACAAAAACAUACAAGGAGAAAAACAGAUUAAAAAUGGCUUUGUCUGGUUCUAUAGUAAAGAAGUAUAAAAUAUGGAGGUUGGGAGGCAAAGCUGUGACUUACAAGAAUAUGGGAUUUAAUCGCACAAAGUCGACUAAGAAAAACAGCAAGAACAAAAUGAUAGCGAUAAUUCGUCAGUUUUACGAAGAUGAUAGCAAUAGCCGAUGUGCAGCAGGGAAGAAAGAGUGCAUAACUCGCAAUGGUAUUAAAAAACAAAAACGAUUUUUGUUGGAUUCCUUGAAGAAUCUACACCAGAAAUUCCUGUCUACUAAUUCAAUGACGAUUGGGUACUCCUUGUUCUGCCAGCUACGUCCAUUUUGGGUCGUCGAGCCUAAACUUACCGAUCGUGACACAUGUGCUUGCGUCACACAUGAAAACGUUGACCUGAAACUGGUUGCAUUAAAAUACGCAAACAUCUUAAAUUUUGCAACUCAUCAAAGUGCUCUUCAGACGGUUUGCUGUGAUCGGUACUCUGAAAAAUGUUUAUCGAGAACUUGUGACAGAUGUUCAAUGAAAAAUUUACCCUAUAACGAAUUCGACAACAGCGAUUAUCCGCUUGCUAUAAGCUAUUCGUGGAAUUUUCACGAAGCAGGCCACGGAAAAGGAGCCCCAGACGGAGUUGGAGCGACGUGUAAGCGUAGUGCAGACAAACACAUAGCACAACAUGGUGACAUAACCAACUUACAUGACUUUGUUGUGGCACUCCGCGAAAAAUGUCCGGGAAUAAAGGUUUCUAUUAUUGAAGAUGUCAAUAUAGAUAGAGUGAAUAAAAUGAUCAAGGAGAAUGAGGAUAAGCAGAAAGCUUUUAAAGGUACGCUUUUGGUACACCAAGUCCGAGGCAAUGUUUAUAUGCCGAAUAGAAUAUUUAUGAAAGCACUAAGUUGUUUCUGUGAUGAUGACGGCUGUGAACAUUUUAAAUUAGGAACUUUAGAAUACCAGACAAACAUUAAUCGACUGCAAGUGUCUACGGUGUACUCAGAUUCCGAAGAUGAUGUGCCAUUAGCAAGCACGAGUCGUGAUUGGCAAGAAAUAUCGAAGACAAACUAUGGCAGUGGAGAUUAUGUUUUGAUCAAGUUAACUAUGCGAAAAAAAGAAUACCGGUAUGCUGCGAUUUGCUCGAAAUAUGAUGAAGUGGAUGGUGAGUUGACAGUUGCAUUUCUAAAAGUUAGCAACGACCAUGGGACUGAAUUUAAACUUAAUGACAAUGAUAUCGCUGACGUACCUUAUGAAGAUGUGAUAGAAAAACUGCCAGUUCCUAAAUUAGUGAAUAAAAGAAACACAACAAUCUAUAGAUUUAACAAGCCAGUUAAUGUAUUUGAGAAGUAAGACUACGUAUUUUAUGAUAAAAUUAUAAGACUGCAAAUUUGUGUUCUUAAAGUACAAUUAUAAUUAAGAAGAAACUAUUUUUGUUCAUUGUUAUAUUACAUAAUGUUAUGUUUUAUAAUUAUAUAUUAUGUAAAAGUACAAAAUAUGUUUAGUUGUGUGAUCUCAAGUAAGUAAUGAAAAGUAUUACUAGUUCUGUUAUUCUUGUUGGUAAGAGAGUAGUAUCCAAGAUACUUAUCUAAAGUUAGUUUUGUCUUUAAUUUGAUUAGAUUUUGCUAUAAAUGUGUCAAUUAGUAAUAUAAUAGCAAGAAUUACUAAAUAAAUAUUGAUUAUGUACGAUGAAAAUGUAAUUUUAUUUAUACUAACAAUGAAGGGCAUCAGUCCCUAGCACAGCCAGUCAGUCCCUAGAAAACCGAUAUCAAA
This is a messenger RNA of Amyelois transitella, 2964 nucleotides long. RefSeq lists its product as uncharacterized. The coding region runs from base 502 to 2544 and encodes 680 amino acids. The transcript is spliced from 2 exons. The record is from RefSeq and is a predicted model, not a curated record. NCBI's taxonomy places the organism in Eukaryota, Metazoa, Arthropoda, Insecta, Lepidoptera, Pyralidae.